Adelges cooleyi (spruce gall adelgid) is the source of this 1135-nucleotide messenger RNA. RefSeq lists its product as uncharacterized. The transcript has 8 exons. Gene Ontology annotation, cellular component: RNA polymerase III complex. Bases 136 to 1086 code for a protein of 316 amino acids. The record is from RefSeq and is a predicted model, not a curated record. Gene Ontology annotation, biological process: transcription by RNA polymerase III. Gene Ontology annotation, molecular function: DNA binding. Lineage: Eukaryota; Metazoa; Arthropoda; Insecta; Hemiptera; Adelgidae.
UAGUUAAUAAUUUUAAAAUAUUCGUACCUACCUAUUUAGUUAAUAAAUCAUAAUAUUCUAUAAUAAAAUGUAUGAAGACAAUUAACGUAUUGCCUAUUUAAUAAAUUUUUUUUAAAAAUUACCCAAAACUUAAAGAUGGAUAAUAACCGGCCUAACACUUCAAAAAAAUUGCCAAUUUUUGCAGCAAAAAAAAAGAUUUUUACACCAAAUUUAGGAUAUAAGAGAAUUGCACCAAAAGAUACGCAACAAAAUGUCGAAGUUAAAGUUGAGCACGAUGGCAACGUACCAUCGACAACUCAAAAGCAGAAAAAAGUAAAAGAAAGAUCUACUACGCAGAUUCAAAGUGUAUUUGCCAAUAUGAGUUCAACUAGCCAAGGCAGAUCUGGUCCGUCACGUGUUGGUUUAUCAUCUGGUUUCAAAUCCUACUCCAGCCAUGGCACUUUCAAUAGUAGUGGAGCUUUUGUGAAAACAGAAGCAAACCAAAGUAUUAAUCAAAUGCAAAUAUCUGAAAAUGAUAGAUUUGAUUUGGACGAUCCAUCAGAAAAUGUUCAUGGACCUGUUCGCUUACCAUUUAGUAUAAAAGACAAAAGAGAGCCAGCAGUUAAAUUAGAAACUGACCUUGAGUACCCGUUUCAGAAAAAUAUUUACCCUUCUUUCAAUGAACUUGUUGCUCCUGAAUCAUUAAUAAAUUUACAAUUUUACGAUAGUUCAUUUAGUCUUGAGCCUAAAGUGUCUAAAAUUGAUUUAACUGGUAAUGGUACAAAUGACAUAUCAAAUUCAACCAAAACUGAAUAUAAUGGUCAUAUUAAAACAGAAAAUGAUAUGGAUGUAGAAUAUAGUUCUCCACCUAUAGGAAAAGUGCAAUAUUAUAGAUCUGGUAGAGUUGUAUUGAGUUUAAAUGGAAAAAUCUACGAGUUAAUUAAAGCUAAUGAAGAUAAGCACCACAAGGAAUUAUUUAGUCUUACAAAUGAAGUUGAAACUAACAAACCAGAAAAAUUAGUGAGUCUUGGCACUAUUCCGAUAAGACUAAAAGCUGUUUUAGAUAUAAAUAAUAUAAUUGAUAAUUUUUUGUUGAAUGAAUUGUAAUCUUGAAACAAAAAAACUGUAAUAAUUAGGUAUAACUUUUUUAAAUUUA